AUGGCUGCCACCACUGAACCCACCGUCGACGCUCAGGCCAUUGCCGCAGGCACCGAUGUUGAUGCCGCCAAGAAGAAGAAGGCCAAGAAGGUUGUUGCCGACAACUCCAAGUAUGCUGGCAUUGAGAGUGUGAUGCCCGUGAAGAUCAAGUCGUCCCAUGCCAAGGGUCGGCACAUGGUCGCCGCCAAGGACAUCCCCGCCGGAACCCUUGUCACCCUGGAGAAGGCCGCUGCAUCCAUUGUGCGUAACCAGUCCUUUGUCAGCAUCUGCCACCACUGCUACAAGCCCGUGUCCAUGAAGCAGCAGUCGCGCCCUAAGCUCGAUGCGCAAGGCAAGGAGAUCCAGGGCCAGGUCGAACGUUUCAACGUCCCUAACCACUCUUGCGUCAAGUGCAAGAUGGCCGCCUACUGCUCCGAGGCCUGCCACAAGAACCACGCGCGCGAGCACGCCGUGCAGUGCGAUGCCCUGGCCGAAAGCAACAGCAUUUCCAGUGCACACCAGGUGCCUCUGGAGCACCUGCGCGCAGUGCUUGCCCUGCUUGGCCGCCGCGCUGCUGACAUUGCCGACAGCCAGGAUAUCGUGCCCAAGUUCUCGGCCACGGCCGACGGCGCCAAGCCCUCGCCCUACAGUAGCGCGCUUGACCUCAACCCCAACCGUCACUACAUUGAGCGCAGCUCGCUCAAGAACCUGCAGGCGGCACUGAAGCAAAUUCUCGCCCUGGUUCCCGAGCACGCAAGGAUCUCCCUGUCUGAGGCUGUCGAGGUGUCGUGCAUCUUCAACACCAACCAGUUCAACCUGUCUGUCAACAACCAGCAGGUUCUCGGCCUGUUCCCCGUCAGCUCGCUGUACUUCCAGCACAGCUGCAGCCCCAACUGCGUAUACAUUGGCGAGACCAACGGCGUCAUGUAUGUGCGCACGAUGACCGAUGUCGCCGCCGACGCUGACCUGACUAUCUCGUACGUCGAGCUCUACCAGCCCCGCGAACAGCGCCGCCGCGAUCUGCUCCUGGCGCGUCACUUCUGGUGCAAGUGCCGGAGGUGCUCCACUCUGCUCUCACAGUCGGUUGAUCGCUUCAUGGACGGAAUCCAGUGCACAGAGUGCAACAGCGGCGUGAUGAUCUUUGAGGAGACCAAGGAGGUCCAGGACAUCAACGAGCUGAUGACAGACAUCUCUGCCCUUGAUCAGGAGAUCCAGGGCAAGUUUGCCGAGUGCGAGUCGUGCCCGGCCAAGAUUGAGGUCACCAAGCUUGUCGACGUGCUCAAGGCCGCCAUCACCGACUAUGGAAUUGCCCACCAGACUCUGCAGCAGGGCGACGCUACUAAGGGACGCUACCAGCUCGAGCGCUUCAUCAAGGAGUACGAGGAGAAGCACGUCCUCAACCCCCACAACGCGUAUCUCGUCAACACUUACAAUACUCUCAUGCGCGUGUGCUCCCAGCUCGGCGACCUCGACCGCGCCAUCCGCUACAACACCGUUGUCAUUCAGCGGAUGGAGGGCAUUCAGGGGGCUGUGCCCGAGAAUUACCCGCGCCUGGGUGAGUACCACAUGUCCUUGGGCGACAUGUGCCUGAAGCAGGCCAAGAAGAAGGCCUCGAACCGCACGCCCAUUGGCCGCAACACCACGCGCAAAUACCUGAAGGAGGCAAAGGCGUCGCUGGAGGUCGCGUACACCACGCGCAAGGUGGUUUAUGGCGAGAACUCUAGCCAAGCCGCCGAGGCCAGGAGGCUGUUGGAUGAGGCCAAGAGGGAGUACGAGGAGUACUCAAAGUCCUUGGAGAAGAAGCCCAAGAAGAAGGCCGCUGUCCCGACCCCCGCCCAGAUUGCCGCGCCUGCUAGUACCGCCGCCCAGGCCCAGAAGGAGACCUCCGCUUCGGCCUAA
Molecule: messenger RNA, 1878 nt
Organism: Kickxella alabastrina
Lineage: Eukaryota; Fungi; Kickxellomycota; Kickxellomycetes; Kickxellales; Kickxellaceae
Exons: 1
Coding region: 1-1878 (625 amino acids)
Molecular function (GO): protein binding
Source: RefSeq, a predicted model, not a curated record